Messenger RNA from Odobenus rosmarus divergens (Pacific walrus), 1683 nucleotides. It is a transcript of the gene NUCB2, whose product is annotated as nucleobindin 2. Gene Ontology annotation, molecular function: calcium ion binding. The transcript is spliced from 14 exons. The coding region runs from base 316 to 1578 and encodes 420 amino acids. The record is from RefSeq and is a predicted model, not a curated record. Lineage: Eukaryota; Metazoa; Chordata; Mammalia; Carnivora; Odobenidae. Gene Ontology annotation, cellular component: extracellular exosome; endoplasmic reticulum-Golgi intermediate compartment.
GGGCUGUCGCCAAGGCAGCGAAGAGGCGGGAGCGCCCGGUCAACAGAGGUCCAGAGCAAAAACGCGGGCGGGGGGCUGGAGAGACAGGUUUAUGUACUGCGUGCAUUCAGCAGGCGGAGCCUCGAGCGCCGAGACCCGGCUUGGUAAGGCCGGGGGCCCGAAAACUUGUUGAGUCAGUUUUUAGUGAAAAAGCAUUGACCUAGGAGCCAAGACCCACCUCUUCACUAAUUUGAUGUUGUGCAAGUCAUCUUACCUCUCUGGAUCUCAGUUGCCUGAUCUGUAAAAAGGAGAUAAAAAUUCUUUACUUAUCUGAAGAUGAGGUGGAGGACCAUCUUACUACAAUGUUGUUUUCUCUUGGUUUCCUGCCUACUUACUGCUCUUAAAGCUGUGCCUAUAGACAUAGACAAGACAAAAGUAAAAAAUACUCAACCUGUGGACAGCGCAAGGAUAGAACCACCAGAUACUGGACUUUAUUAUGACGAAUAUCUUAAGCAAGUGAUUGAUGUGCUGGAAACAGAUAAUCAUUUCAGAGAAAAGCUCCAGAAAGCAGACAUAGAGGAAAUAAAGAGUGGGAGGCUAAGCAAAGAACUGGAUUUAGUAAGUCACCACGUGAGGACAAAACUUGAUGAACUGAAAAGGCAAGAAGUGGCAAGGUUAAGAAUGCUAAUUAAAGCUAAGUUGGAUUCCCUUCAAGAUACAGGCAUAGACCACCAUGCUCUUCUAAAACAAUUUGAUCACCUAAACCACCUGAAUCCUGACAAGUUUGAAUCUACAGAUUUAGAUAUGCUCAUCAAAGCGGCCACAAGUGAUCUGGAACACUAUGAUAAGACUCGACAUGAAGAAUUUAAAAAAUAUGAAAUGAUGAAGGAACAUGAAAGAAGAGAAUAUUUAAAAACACUGAAUGAAGAAAAGAGAAAAGAAGAAGAAUCUAAAUUUGAAGAAAUGAGGAAAAAGCAUGAAAAUCAUCCCAAAGUUAAUCAUCCAGGAAGCAAAGAUCAACUAAAAGAGGUAUGGGAAGAGACUGAUGGAUUGGAUCCUAAUGACUUUGACCCCAAGACAUUUUUCAAAUUACAUGAUGUCAAUAAUGAUGGCUUUCUGGAUGAACAAGAAUUAGAAGCCCUAUUUACUAAAGAGUUGGAGAAAGUAUAUGACCCCAAAAAUGAGGAGGAUGAUAUGGUAGAAAUGGAGGAAGAACGGCUUAGAAUGAGGGAACAUGUAAUGAAUGAGGUUGAUGCUAACAAAGACCGAUUAGUGACUCUAGACGAGUUUUUGAAAGCUACAGAAAAAAAGGAAUUCUUGGAGCCAGAUAGCUGGGAGACACUGGAUCAGCAACAGCUCUUCACAGAGGAAGAACUGAAAGAAUAUGAAAAUCUUAUCUCUUUACAAGAAAGUGAACUUAAGAAAAAGGCAGAUGAACUUCAGAAACAAAAGGAAGAGCUACAGCGUCAGCAUGAUCAACUUGAGGCUCAGAAGCUGGAAUAUCAUCAGGUUGUACAGCAGAUGGAACAAAAAAAAUUACAACAAGAAUUUCCUCCAUCGGGGCCUGGUGGAGAAUUGAAGUUCCAGCCACACAUUUAAAGUCCGAAGUCCACCAGAACUUGGAAGAAAAUUGUUAAAUCAACAUCUGUGUCAUCUUUUUACCACCCUUCCUUUUUUUCUGCUCAAUAAAUAUUUUAAAGCAUA